Molecule: messenger RNA, 1494 nt
Organism: Lates calcarifer (barramundi perch)
Lineage: Eukaryota; Metazoa; Chordata; Actinopteri; Centropomidae
Product: intracellular hyaluronan-binding protein 4-like
Biological process (GO): positive regulation of translational initiation; positive regulation of RNA splicing
Cellular component (GO): cytoplasm; nucleus
Molecular function (GO): RNA binding
Source: RefSeq, a predicted model, not a curated record
ACUAAGCAGAGAAUAGUCCACCUACAUUGGCCGGAGACCUGAGCCAAGCUUAUUGAUGAGCACAGGGGCGUGGUGUCGCUCGUCUCCACACGUGCAAACAUUUAAAAGUGUGGACACACUAAUGUGACCGUUUGUUGGAUGUUCACUUGGGGAGCGAACUACGGUCCGCGACUCUUUGCUGUCGUACCCGAGCAGGAAAACGGCUAAAGAUGUUGCCGGACGCCUAUGGGUGCGUUGUGGCGAACAGGUUCGGGAAUCUUCUGGAUGACGAAGCCGACCCGUUCGACUUGAUCAACGAAGUGGAAUCGGAGAAGGAGAAAAAUAAGAAGAAGAAAAAGAAGAAGAACGAUGAGGAUAAGAAGGGCAAGCAGAAAAAACCCGGACAGAAGGAAUCACAGAAGGACAGGCGAGUCCCCUUCACGGCCGAUCAUGGUCAAGACCCUGUUCCAGUUCGUAAACAGCAGCAGGAACGUUCUGGGCCUGUGACUGAGAGAGGAGAUGGCAGAGAGGAGGCCCAGAGGGGCAUGAAGAGAGCUGCUGCUGGGGAGCGUCAGGCAACCCAAGAGGAGUACCCACAGGAGUUCUCCAUCUCCAAACCUUCCUAUAAUGCAGAAUCCAACCUCCGAGGCAGAGGGGGGAUCAGAGGCAGGAGAGGAGCAAGAGGUGGCGGAGGAUACACAAGGAACCCGGACAACUUCAACCUGAGGGGCAAGAGAGAAUAUGAUCGACACAAUGGAACAGGUAUAUCCCCUGAAGAGAAGCGAGGAGGCAGAGGACCCUGGAACUGGGGCUGCGUUGAAGAAGCUUCAAGUGAAUUAAUGGAGGUGACAUCAGAUGCUCCAGUCAAAUCUGAGGAGCCCCAAGCACCUGUGGAUGAAGAGAAUCCGAGUCGAGCAAUGGAAGAGGAGGACGGAGAGAUGGUGGUCCAGGUUGCCAUGGAGAUGACCCUGGAUGAGUGGAAGGCCAUGCAGGAGAUGAGUCGUCCCAAGGCAGAGUUUAAUAUCCGCAAAGCAGAGAACAAGAUUCCCUCCAAAGCUAAAGUCAUCCACCAGUCAAAGCACCUGGAGAACUUCAAAGGGACUCUGGAGGACAUGGAGAUUGAGGGCAACUUCCUCCGUAGAUCUGUGAAUGACAUAACCUCCCUUCUGGACAUCAAUUUCGGGAGUCUUGGACGCCCCACUCGUGGAGGUCGGGGAAGGGGAGCAAGAGGUGGUCUGCCUACUCGCCUAGAGAGACCUAAACCCAUACUGGAGAGGGAGGAUGAUCUGGCUCCUAAUCCAGAUGACCCAGAAGAUUUCCCAGCACUAUCAACAGGAAGAUAACUAAAUGCACUUCUCUUCAUUUACCUACUGUUUGGAAAAAUUUGUUGCACUUGACACUUGAUAGGAAACAGUGUUUUCAUGUUUCUGCUGUUCUUAAGGUUUUGGGGUUCUAUUGCACUGGAGGCACUGUUUAGCAUUUGACUCCUGGAGAAUAAAUGCUUCUGCAAGUUUA